AUGGCUUUAGCGUUGUUAAGUGUUAAUAUUUGUCAAUUCGGUGGCUGUGGACUUAACUUUGGAAACCUCCAUGAUUUGGUGCAACACAUCGAGGAGGCACAUAUCCCUAUAAUCGAAGACGAAAUAAAGAAAAAAGAAGAAAGCGCUAAAAACUCUUCAUUGGACGAUGAUCCUUCGAAAACUGCUGCACUAACUGCCAUUUUUCCGUUAAGCACCAUUUUCAAAUUAUUCCCAAGUCUUCCCCCUCAGAAAGCUGUUCCGGUCAAUCCUGAACCUGUGAAGCUUGCGAUUGGCCAUUACAGACCGUGGUUUUCCAGGAAAAAAACAUUGGCUGCUGCAAUUGCUGGCACAAAUGUUGUGGGACAAGCUGGAGAUAAGUCCCGUUUUGACCCUCACGAUGAGGAAUCGAACGAUUCCUACAAAAACGAGGACUGUGACGACUAUGAUCAAGGGACUGAUGAAAGGCGACACAAAUGCCCAGUUGAAGGUUGCAACAAACGGUACAAAAAUUUGCAAGGAGCACGUUAUCAUGCGCGUCAAGUACAUGGUUAUACUGAGGAUAAUGGCGCGAAUAGCUCAGUAUCAUUCGACUUGACUGCAGUGGUACCUGGGCAAGUUGCGCCAUUGAUUCAAUCCGGCGCUUCUAGUAAAUAUGCAAAUUUACGUCCCUACAAAUGCAGUCAGUGUUCAAAGCGUUACAAAACCAUUGUUGGAUUAAACAAUCAUGUGCAACAGUCACAUCAACGUAUUAAUAAUGCUGGAAAUGCCACUUUGUCAACAAAUUUAGUGCCAGUUUCGCCGGCAGCCGUUUCUGUUUCAACAACACAUAAUAACAUUCCAUCAGCGGCAACUUCCAACCAUGUGACCGCAGAAAGUGAUGGACAUAUGGCAAUACCGUCGGGUUAUUUGACAUCGACAAAUAUUCAGAAUGCAGCGCAAGUUCGAAUCAACGCACCCUUACCGCCUCUUUCAUCAGCUGCUGGACAUCAAUAUCAACAACAGCCUAGUAGUGUAACAAAGCUUGUAUCGACAGCUAAUAGUAUGAUGACGAGGAAUAUGAACGCUCUCUCAUCAUAUGGCCCACAAACAAAUGAAUCGCUAGCUUCAGUUAUUUCUCGAACAGACACAUCGCAGGUCACCGAUUUUUGUGUUUUGCAUGAAUUGAAAGUUGGGGAAAAGUAA
Molecule: messenger RNA, 1182 nt
Organism: Cercopithifilaria johnstoni
Lineage: Eukaryota; Metazoa; Nematoda; Chromadorea; Rhabditida; Onchocercidae
Source: the annotation of a GenBank genome assembly